Manis pentadactyla (Chinese pangolin) is the source of this 5555-nucleotide messenger RNA. It is a transcript of the gene CPED1, whose product is annotated as cadherin like and PC-esterase domain containing 1. NCBI's taxonomy places the organism in Eukaryota, Metazoa, Chordata, Mammalia, Pholidota, Manidae. The transcript is spliced from 26 exons. The record is from RefSeq and is a predicted model, not a curated record. Bases 420 to 3767 code for a protein of 1115 amino acids.
UGAGGGCGCGCGGGCCGCCGGCUGGGGCCCGGAGGGCGGCGGGCGCGCGCGGGCUCUGUGGGUCUGCGUGUGUGUGUCCGCGUGGGGGAGAUGCUUCGGAGCCCUGCGACGGGGUGUUUCCUUCCGAAUGGUUUUGGUCAGCAAUCCAUUAGGGGAUCAUGAAACUGUUUUUGGCUAAAAGGAUGAAAACUGAGCCAGCCACUAUUUACUGUCAUCCAAGGAAGGGCUUCUACUCUCCACCUCAGACUUUUGAAACCUAUGAAUCUUUGGCAUAACCCUUUGGAAAGUUCUUAAGCGGGAAUGGAGCAAUCGAUAUAAGUCGUGGAAGAAGACAGAUUUGUACUUUUCAUGCUGACAAAAAAGAGCUGCAAUGACUUUCCCGGCAAUGUGGACGGGGGCCAAGUGAAGCUGAACUGGUCAUGGUCUGUCGUCCAGGGUUCCUUUGUCGUCGGCGCUUCUGCCCCCGGCCCUUCUUGGUGGGCUUGGUGGUGGCAAUCUGUCUCUUCUACCAGAGCCUGACGCUCCGAGGGACAAGGAAGCAAUCAGCUGCUGUCCCUGGAGCUGCCCCCGGCACACCCACUGAAACCCAGGCAAGCAGAUGCAAGGAAGGAUUCUCCCUGGACAAACAGUGCUUCCUUCUCUCCAGUAAUGUGCAAGAAAUCAGAAAGAUGGAAGAAUCCAUUGAGACACACUUUGGCAGCCGCGGCAGAAGGGCCAUACUCUACAGGCCUGCUUCCUACAGCAGAAUGGAGCUGAAGCUCCACCAGCGCAUUCUCACACAACACCACUUUACAGUUGUCAUCACUGAAGAAAGGCUCAGUGGUGGCCUUGGACUGGGGCUGCUGGAAAAAGGUGAUUUGGACUCUUGGGAUCUGCUCAUUUGCCUGUCUUCUCAGAAAGCUGGUGCAGAACCCUGCAUACCCAAGGAAGACAUAUGUCAGUUAAGUUUACAUCAAAAGGUAAACAUAUUGCCAGAAAUACAGCAUCAGCUUUGCACAAAGGAAGGAUUAUGUGAAAUAAUUAGAAGAUUUCCAGACUUACGACUUCCAGUGAGCCCCUCUGUGUGUCUGGAUCAGAGCACGCAAUUAAAGCUGAGUACUUCGAGCCACCUUUUAAAAACAAUGAAGCCGCGUAUGUGGAAACCAAGGCAGUGGAGGCAAGAACAGCUGAAUCAAACGGCCAUCCUUGCUCCACGUGAAACAAUCUUUAGAACUGAAGAUCUAUCUGUGAUUCUCAAAGCAUAUGUUUUGGUGACAUCCUUCAUGCCUUUGCAUGCAUUCAUUCAUUCAACUGGCUCGGUUUGGGAUCCACCAAAGAAAAAACGCUUCACUGUCAAGCUGCAAACAUUUUUUGAAACAUUCCUGACAGCCAGUUCACCUCUUCAGGCUUUUGAUAAUAUGAAGGAAGCAAUUAGCAAGCUCCUGCUAGCUGUUGAAGUGUUCAGUGAAACAUCUACUCUGGGACCAAAGGCUUUUGAAAGAUGCAGGUUGUGUUUUCAACUUUUAACUUUUGACAUAGGCUAUGGAGGUUUUGGGUACCCUAUAGUGCUACAGGUUCAUGAGCACUUGAAUUUUCAAAAUGAUGAUAAUAUGGAUUUUGAGGACCAAAACACAAAAGAAUUCCUUUUAAAAGAUACUUUCAGUUUUCUCUUCUCUAAUGAAUCUUCAUUUUCCAUGUUUUCUGAGAUAGUUCAGGAACUUCAUAGAUCAGGUGUGUUCAAGGGUGAAAACUAUAAAAAGAAACUAAACCAAUGCCUGUCUUUAGAGGAGAUUAACUCAAUUAUGACUUUCAUAAAGGAACUUCAGAGUUUGGGACAAUUCCAACUGCUCUUCCCAUCUACUACUCCUGGGAUUCAAUCUUUGAUGCAUGAGUUUUAUGAUGUGGCAAAUACUAUGGGAAAACCUGUUUCAGCCCUCACCCAAUACCGAUCUCUUUUAAGUGUAUUUGAACACUUUCAGCUCCUAAAUAAGAAGGUACAGCUCCAGCCACUGGAAUGGAAUUCUUUCGUAGAGGAUGAGAACAUUGAAAAGCCCCAAGUGCCAUUUGAUGCCAUUAAAAACAAAAAAGCUGCAGUUCCACAAAGUAUAAAUGAAACCGAAGAAGUGCAUUGCAGUGAUGAUGAAGACAUGCAAUGUUAUAUCAAGCAGAUCUUCAUAUAUCCGCAUUUGGAACUAAAUCCUGAAUUUAACCCCAAGAUCAAAGAUUAUUACUCUGAAGUCCCAUUUGAUGUGGUAACAGUGGCAGUUGGAGCAGAGACUUCUAAGUGUCAGUGCAAGGUGUCCCUGUAUGAACGGGCAGGGCCAAGCUUUGCCAACUACCCUCUGGGUUUAGGAAUGAACAAAAUCUCAAUGCUUGUGGUAGAUGAGUCUCCAGCACAGGGUGAGACCUUGAUCACAUACAAACUCACCAUCUAUAGAGAAGACCGUCCGAGUCUGCCUUUGUUUGAGGACUUCACAGCAUGUGGUUUUGUGCAGGAGAAAAGAAAUUCUGUCUACCAACCUUCUGAAACCCACAAAGAGGUCAAAAUCAAGGUUGCAACUUCCUCAUCAGCUGCCAUCAAGGCUGCCUUCCCACCAUUCUCUGGAAUUCACUGGGCCAGGGUUGUUCUGUAUGCUCGUGAAAUACAGGACUGUGGCUUGCUGAUUCACCCGGAAGAGACCUGCGGGUUACAGCCUAUUUCCUCCGACUACAUUGAAGCCAUUUCACAGCCUGAACUGAAGAUUUGUCCAUCUGGGGACACAAAAGGCCAAUGGAUCGUACCUUGCCUUAGCUGUUCAGACAACAGGACCUGUGACUGGAGAGAAAUAACUUGGCAGCCCCACAACUGCCAAUAUGGUGUCCUAACUAAGCCUCAGCUCCAGCAGUGCCUAAGAGGAAGGAAGAGAGGCAUUGGGAUAAACGAAUGGUCUUCCCAGAGCUACAGCUACCAGAUUCAAAAUAUGCUCUCUAGCUAUUUGCAAUUCAGAAGAACUCGGUUUUUGCAGUUGAUGAUUCUUUUCAUUGGAGAUUCAACCAAUAGAGGCAUAAUGUACUAUCUGAUUGAAAGACUGAAUGAAACCUUGCAGGAAUGGCAGAAGGCGCACGGCACAAAAAUAUAUCACAACAUCAAUGGGGGAAAGACUUUGAUCAGUUAUUCCUACUAUCCCCAGUUCUGGAUAAGCCCUUCGUUAAGACCGACAUUUGAACAAGCACUUGAACAUCUCUUGCAAAGAUCACGUCCUCUGGAGAAUACGGGCCAGACAAUAUUGGUCGUUGGUGGUGUUCAGUGGCUUAAUUCCAAUCACCUGGAAAUUAUUCACAAGGUUUUGAAGAGGGAAAAUUUGCUCAAUAUCCUUGUGAUCAUUAAAACUUUGGGAAUUGGAUUUCAUCUGCCAGUGAAUGGAGUGCAUUUCUUAACACAGAGUGAAGUUCAGAACUUAUGGAAAGAAAAUUUGGUUAUUCUGGAUGCUGCAAGAACAUAUGGCUAUGAAGUGGUUGACACCUUCACCAUAACAAUGGGGAGAUACAAAGAGUUUUUGCAGGGGACCUGUGGAUGUCAUUUCCAUGAGGUAGUGAAAUCAAAGUCAUCCAAAGAAUAUCAUUUUAUUAAAAUGAAACAAUCAAGAAAUCAUAUUGUGGGAAAAUAUUUCAGCAAGCAAAGCAAUCUACAACAGCAACAAAGCUCUGUGACAAAUGCUCAGUCACCAUAUCACGUCAGAGGUCCAGUUAAUCAGGUUUACUCUGAAAUCCUUCUCAGCAGACUAUGUGCAGGUACAAGGACUGUGUAGACUCGCUGCAGGAGGACUGAGUUUGGGAGUGGAGACAAGGCACCACCCGGAUGACAUCUAAGAACCAAAUCCUGUACCUCACAUGUCUUUUGGACCUACAACCCCACUCCCACACUCCGGCACACAUGUGUACCCCAGGGCCCACAUAGCUAAAAAAAAGUGACAAUAACACCUUUUUCUACAGCUUUAUGAAGUCAAGUGUACACCUGAAAAUCAGUUGGUUUCAAAGGGUAAGAGAGAGGUAGAAAAACAUUACUUGAAGGGUAAUCAUAAACUAGAACCACUGUGGGCUAUUGACCAUUGUGUUAAUGAAGAGAAAUACAGACACUUGAAUGACAUGGAAAAAGGAUACUGCUCUUGAGUAUCGUGUUACCUUCUCUAUCGGUACAUUAAUACUAAAAAGGGAAAAAAGCAAUUACAUUCCAUGUGCAAGUAGGAAUUGAGCUUGUGUCCUUUACCAGGAGAAAAUGUGGUGUUUAUGAUGGCUUAGACUUUGUGAAUCUAGUGCUUAGGAAAAACAUUUCUUCCUAUUAUUUUUAAAUUUUAUAAUUGAAAGGAAAAGAACAUGAAUGCUCCACAAGGGAAUUCGAAGAGAUCCUACAAGAGAGAUAGGAAGUGUAAUAUUUUACAUUUAAAACACCAAUAUAUUUAACUUUGCACUCUGUACUUUUCAUAAACAUUCCCUCCUAUCCUGCCUGUGAAUUUGGAUGGGUGACUGCAGUCUAAGUUGAUCAAAUACAUAAUUUUAAAGUGACAAACAAAAUAGAGUUCCUCAUGUAUUACUUUAUUAUGUUUCAUUGAUGAUAUUACUUAAGAAAGCUUUUCUUUGCCAUUAGAGUCCUAUGCAAUUUAAGAUUACGAUUACAUUUUAUAUAAAUGUUUUGCAAAGGAUUAGGCAUUGUCUCAAGUGCAUAGGUAUUUAUUUCCAUAGAGCAUUAUACAUGUCCACAAAUACAACUAUGUUACUAGUAACGGUUCCUGGGCAACUGUAUCUAAUCCAAAUUUAAAACAGGCAUAAAACUAUUUUUUAUUAAAACUGUGGCAUACAUAUAAAACAUAUCAAAUUCUAGCAUUGAGAACUUUCUCUUCUAUAUUUCAAUUUCAAAAUAGUAAAUAUAUUUUACAAAGGUUUUGUUGUGAGAUAACAUCACACAGUUACCGGGUUUUUAAAGGCUUAUCCUUCUUUUCAUAAAAAUAAUGCUGAGAGGGUUAAUUCAAUACAUGGCUGAAAAUACCAAAUGUACAAAUACCUCAAUUUCAUUACCAUACAAAAAACAAAACAUUUCUAUUGAUCAGUUCCUUAGUAUGAAUAUCCAACUCCUUAAAAGUCUAUUUUUAUAUAUAUUUUUAUAUGAAAGUAAACAUGAAUUUAUAUUUAACUGUCUAAAAUUAUAUUUAAGUACAAAUAUCACUUGAUAUAAACAAUACAUAUCUGGAUCUGUGAGAUAGAUUUUCAAAAAGAAUGUGAUAAAAUAAGCUUUUGAUGUGAAAGAUUUUUCUAAUAUCUGCAGCUCUAUGCAAACAUCAGUUUCAGGCUUUCAAAGAUUGUCUUUUAAUGAUAUAAAAUGUUGCCAAUUCAUGCAGCUUCUCCAUCAAGUUUUAAUGUAUUUACUUAUACUAUAACAGGAUUAUAGUUGGUGGAAGUUUUUUGGAAUUUACUCACAAGCCAACUGUAAUAACUGUCUGACUGAGGUUAAUCUGGCAAUUAACCUCUUCAUCAUUGAAAUAAUAAUGAUUUUAGAAACAAUUGUAAUAAUACUAUUAAUAAAUAAAUGUCUUCUAGUAAUA